Molecule: messenger RNA, 2241 nt
Organism: Ogataea haglerorum
Lineage: Eukaryota; Fungi; Ascomycota; Pichiomycetes; Pichiales; Pichiaceae
Exons: 1
Coding region: 1-2241 (746 amino acids)
Biological process (GO): DNA damage checkpoint signaling; meiotic recombination checkpoint signaling; protein phosphorylation
Cellular component (GO): cytoplasm; nucleus
Molecular function (GO): ATP binding; protein serine/threonine/tyrosine kinase activity; protein serine/threonine kinase activity
Source: RefSeq, a predicted model, not a curated record
AUGAACGGGGAGGCUUCUCAAAAAGAUCAAGGCCAGGCAAGCCAACCCACUCAGCCUACACAGCCGAGUGCCUGGGAUGCGCCUGGCAAUGAUGUGCUUGCACAGGAGCUGAUCAGCUCCGGAGUGGUUUGCAGGCUGAUUUGUACCACGAGCACAGAUAUAUGUCGCGGAAAAGGCUACAUUGACGUGAUUCUGAAAACAGAUACCUUGGAGGAUAAGCAGGAGUGGAUAUUUGGACGCAGAGCAGAAAGCUGCGACUACCCCUUGAAAACCAAGAGCAACAGAAUCAGUAACAAGCAUUUUAAGCUCUGGAUGACUACGAAAAAUUCCCAUGGGGGAGCAAAUGGUACUUUAAUGAUCCAGGACACAGCUACUAAUGGUACAUGGGUUAACGGGACUAAGUUAAUAAAGGGUACGAACUACAUCUUGACGCAGGGCGACGAGAUCAGUAUAGGUAUAGGGGUUGCCGCGGACGUGAUACGGUUUGUGGUGCACUUUCCGAAAAAUGGUACACGCGACGAUACGCCAGAGCGAAACAGCAAUAGCUCCAAUGCAGGGAUACAUAUGGACUUUAUUGUUCGAGACGAGAUCGUUGGUUCUGGUGCUUUUGCCACAGUUAAGAAGGCCAUCGAGCGAGCCACGGGUGAAACGUACGCUGUGAAAAUCAUAAGCAAGAAGAAAGCAUUAACAGGCGGUAUGGAUGGAGUGACUCGCGAAUUGGAGAUACUCAAAAAGUUGGACCACCCUGGAAUCGUUAGAUUGAAAGCUUCGUACGAGGACGUGGAAAACUACUAUCUGGUGAUGGAGUUUGUUCCUGGUGGAGAUCUGAUGGAUUUUGUGGCGUCUUACGGGUCUGUUGGAGAAGCUGCGGGCCGCGAAAUAGCGAAGCAAAUCUUACAGGCUAUCGACUAUGUGCAUUCCAGAGGCAUAUCGCAUCGAGAUCUGAAGCCUGAUAACAUUCUUAUAGCGCAGGACGACCCUGUGACCGUCAAAAUAACUGACUUUGGCCUAGCAAAACGCCAGGGGAUUGCCAGCAUCAUGAAGACUUUCUGCGGGACAUUGGCCUAUCUUGCACCUGAGGUCAUUUCUGGUAAAUACGGGGCCAAGAUGGCUACAUCCAAAAAACGAUACAUGGGAAAAGGGCGCGUCUUCGAAGAUUCGUACUCCAACAAAGUGGACAUCUGGUCAAUCGGGUGUCUUGUGUUUGUUAUUCUCACUGCGCAUCUGCCUUUCAGCGGGUCUACGCAAGAGACGUUAUUUAAAAACAUCACAAACGGGAAUUAUCACGAGUCUUUGCUAAAGGAGAACGGAAUAUCGCUUGAAGGACGUGAUUUUGUGAACAGACUCCUUGAGACUGACGUGUCAUUGCGUCUGGAUGCUCGUCAGGCACUCCAUCAUCCAUGGAUCAACGAAAUGAGCACCGUUGACUCGCAAGUCAGUCUUUCUCAGAGUCAGUCUCACCAACAGCGUCUUUCGCAAUCUCUAAGUGUAAAAGCAGAACCGCCCGUUUUCAAGGUUCCACAGGUUCCACAGGUGCCAAAACCAAGUCAGCGAGCGCACACUGCUGGCGUGGGAGAGAUAGAUGAGUCAGUACAGGAGAUAGAGUUUAUUGAUUCUCAGCCUCUAUCUCCACGAGAACAAAAUAGAGAAGACGAAAAUGUCCCCCCAGGAACUUUCCUAACUCUGAAACUUAUAGCAUCGGAACUUGCCAACAAGUACGAGCCCACGGUCCAUAUCAAGCAAGGGCAGCCGUUUUUCUCCAUAGGGAGACUUGAUUCGUUGGACUAUACAAUCUCUGAUGAGAGAAUAUCUAAAACCCAUGCGGUGAUCCUUAAGAAACGACAUCCAAUCACAACAGCUUCAUCUAUCUACGAAUCGCCAGCUAUGGGAUUGGAGGAUAUCUGGAUAUUGGAUUUGAGCACUAACGGAUGCUAUGUUAAUGAUCAAAAGCUGAAAAGAGGUAAUAAAACUAAACUUUUCAACGGUGACGUGCUGAGCCUGUUCAUUGAUAAACAGCGUGGAGAGAAGCUGGCCUACAAGGUGAUAAUCAAUGAUACAACUGGGCUCUUCAAGGGAGCCACCAGGGAGGAGAAAAAUGUGAGCGUAGAGCCACAAGAUGAGGCAGACCAAAAGCUUCCGCUGCUAAAGAAAAGACAGUCUAAUAAUAUCGAUAAAAAGAGGAAGCACGCAGAGCAGCAUGGAAUCAAUAAAAGGAAAAGAGCAGAUUUAAGUAAUUACUAG